AUGAAAUUUGUUGCAUUAAUCUCAGGUGGCAAGGAUUCUUGUUAUAAUAUUCUACAUUGUUUGAAAAAUGGUCAUGAGUUAGUUGCCUUAGCAAAUCUAAUGCCAGAAAACAAUUCUCAACAAGAAUUGGAUAGUUUUAUGUUUCAAACUGUUGGCCAUGAUAUUGUUUCAAUGUAUGGGAAGUGCACAGGGUUGCCUCUAUUUAGACAGCCUAUAAAGCAAGGAGGUUCUAAGAACGUUCAAUUAAAUUAUACGCCCACCUCUUCGGAUGAAAUUGAAGAUUUAUUCAUCUUACUUCAAAAUGUCAUAAAAGAAAUUCCUGAUGUAAAAGGGGUCAGUGUAGGUGCAAUUCUAUCAUCUUAUCAACGUACUAGAGUAGAAAAUGUAUGCAAUAGGUUAGGACUAGUAUCGUUAGCCUAUCUAUGGGAAAGAUCACAAGAUGAAUUAAUGGGCGAAAUGUGCUUAAUGUCAAAGGAUCUGGAUGAUCCAGAACUUGAUGAAAACAACUGCUCAAUGGAUGCAAGAUUAAUAAAAGUAGCAGCACUUGGCUUAAAUAAAACUCACCUAGGAAUGUCUCUACCACAUAUGUAUCCAAUCUUACAAAACUUGUCAUUAAAAUACGAUGUCAAUAUUUGCGGGGAAGGUGGUGAGUUCGAAACCAUGACAUUAGAUGCCCCGUUUUUCAGGAAGGGUAAAUUAGAAAUAACAGAUAUAGAAUAUGAUACUUCUCAGUCUAGUAAUGGUGUUUAUAAUGCACAUUUAACUGUGGCUUUUGUUGAAAGAGAAGUUUCGGUCGAGCAAUUAAAUUUAGAGUUAAAGAAACUUCCGGUUCCUCAAACCUUUAAUUCUAAAUUUCAGCACAUCUUAGAAAUAUCUCUAAAAGAUCAGCCUUGUAUUCCUCAAUUUUUGGAUCAUCCUGAUGAAAACUGUAUCUCAAAAAGUAAAAUAUUUGAUCCAAUGUCGAGUCAUAAAAUUGAAAAUAUUAUAUACAUUUCAAAUCUAGUUUGUACAUCAUCUGUACGUAAAACAGUAGAAGAACAAGUUAUUGACAUUUUUAAAAAAUUGAAACUCUGUUUAAAUGAGUAUAAUGUUGUCCAAUCACAUAUAAUAUCUUCAACAUUGCUAUUGAAAAAUAUGGCUGAUUUUUCUAAAGUGAACACUAUUUAUAACAAUUUUUUCUCAGUAUCUGAGUGGGGUCCACUCCCUCCAUCAAGGGCCUGUGUUGGAACAUCUCUUUUGAACUCUACCUAUUUGGUCCAAUUGUCCGUCAUUAUUGACUCUUCUUUAGAUGUUAAACAAUUAGACAAUAAUGUUUGGGUUUCAAAUGCUAAGAAUGGAUUACAUGUUCAAGGUCUCUCGUAUUGGGCCCCCAGAAAUAUUGGGCCCUAUUCUCAAGUAACUACUUCAAAUAAUGAUCAAAAUAAAGUCGGGUAUGUUAGUGGUCAAAUUGCAUUAAUUCCUCCUUCCUUAGAGUUAUGUAAUGAGGGGCAAUAUGAAGAAGCUAUUUUAUCUCUGCAACAUUUUGAUACAAUUAUUCAGACGAAUGGAGUGCCAAAUAUAUUAUCUAUGAUGUCAUAUAUUACAUCUAAAGAUAUGUUACCAAGUGUUACCUCUGUUUGGUUUGCUUAUCAAGUAGACGGCUCUUCUAACGAUGAUAUGAUAAAUAAAUCACUCAAAUCCCUUAUAAUUGUACAAGUAGAUGAAUUACCCAAGAGUGCGAACUGUGAAUGGAGUGGAAUAGCAUGUAAGUCGUUAGAUAUCAAUUAUUCUGAAUAUUCGAAUAUGACCGAUUGUGAAUCUACAUCAUUUGAAAAUACAUCUAAAUAUGAAUUAGAAAUACCUUGUUCUUCAAAGAUAGUUGUUAAAGAUGAAAAGGAGCGUUGUUUUGUGACAGGGUUUUGUAAUUCUAAGGAAGAACUGGCAGAUAUUGUAUCUCAUUUAAAUAUUCCACACCAUAUUACUGUUUAUUAUAACCCAGCUUAUUCAACGAUUACCGGAAACUUACAUAAUUGUACUAUAACUACCGUUAAUGGUGUUUAUGAUUACAAGGGAAACGAGUACGUUUUUGGGUUUCAAAUAUUUAUGUAA
This is a messenger RNA of Henningerozyma blattae CBS 6284, 2088 nucleotides long. It is a transcript of the gene DPH6, whose product is annotated as diphthine--ammonia ligase. The record is from RefSeq and is a predicted model, not a curated record. Gene Ontology annotation, molecular function: diphthine-ammonia ligase activity. Lineage: Eukaryota; Fungi; Ascomycota; Saccharomycetes; Saccharomycetales; Saccharomycetaceae. The transcript has a single exon. Gene Ontology annotation, biological process: protein histidyl modification to diphthamide. The coding region runs from base 1 to 2088 and encodes 695 amino acids.